AUUUUGUAGAAUUGAAAUAUUUUUGUGACGUGACGUGUUAGAUUCUGCCAUACAUUCUCAGGUACGAAAGGUGGCGGUAUUUACCUGAAACUAGUUUGUAAUCUACCAUUAAAACAAAAUAGAGCGGUUGCUAUUAGCAACCGUGCACUUAGUAAACUAACUGCAGUCCAGUUGAGGGAAAAUCUAGCAUAAAAUUAGACUUUUUCCGGAGCAUAUCGUGACGAGUCCACAUAGAGAUUCGAAGGGCGUCUUAAGGAAGGCCGACAUCAACAUGGAGAAUGCAGACGGUAUUCAGCCAUCAAAUACAAAUCCACAAAAUUCUGAUGUCAAAGACAGCAGGGAAAUGCUGUGGUCCAGGAUAGAUGAGCAGUCUACCUUGAUCUACACACUGAAAAAAAGAGCCGAUGAAACGCUUCUGCGAUAUCAAGCACUUCAGCAAAUUAACUCUGAACUUGAGGACCAACUAGCCCUCUGCCAGAAAGAACUACAGGGCGAAAGAAAAAGAGCAGAUAUGUUAAAAUAUAGAUUCACAGAUCUGGCGGCCAAUAAUGAGGGAAUCAUUAAUUUCAUGGAGGAGCACAAAAACCAGAAUGUGAUGCUAAAGGUGGAAAACAAGCGGCUGCAGUUGGAAAAUGAUUCACUCUUCUCAGAGAAACUACAUGAUAAAGAAAUGUUGGUUAAAAAACUGCUGCAAGAAAAUAAGCUGCUGAGAGAUAAAUGUACCGCUAAUGAACAGGAAUUCAGUGAGAAAAUCACUGAAAGUGAGUCAAAACGCAGAGAGCAAGCAGUCCAGCAUAAAGUCAAAGAGGUGUCACUUCUAGAACAGUUGCAUGAUGCUCAAAAUCAGCACAACAAUGCUGAGGAAAGUUGUAAAGAUUUGAAGCUAAAACUUUCAGAAGCUCAAGAAGAACACGCUUUGAUGGAAACGAGCUUAAAAGAAACCAUAGCGCAUCUAAACAGUGAAAGAAAGAAAUUAUUGGACAUUUCUAUUGAAAGAGGCAAAUCAAUUCAGGAAAAACAGGAACAGAUCUAUGAGCUGGAAACAAAAUGGAGAAACGAGGAAAAAGCCAAAAUUGAAGCACAGGAAAGAUUUGCAUCAGAUGCAAAAGCAGUGAAUAUAGACGCACGAGUGAAGUCCCUCCAGAUUGCUCUGGACAAAUCCAUGUCAGAUCUGCAGAAGCUGAACGAGGAUUUCAAUGCUUUCAAGGAACACAGCAACAACCUGCUGACACAGGAAAAGGACUUAAAUCAAAAACUUCGCCAUAUUAUAGGUUGAAACUCUGCACUAUGUAGA
Molecule: messenger RNA, 1294 nt
Organism: Xiphophorus maculatus (southern platyfish)
Lineage: Eukaryota; Metazoa; Chordata; Actinopteri; Cyprinodontiformes; Poeciliidae
Product: coiled-coil domain containing 89
Exons: 7
Coding region: 272-1276 (334 amino acids)
Source: RefSeq, a predicted model, not a curated record